CCGUGGGCGAACAUCGACGUCAGCGCGCUCAAGGACAUGCUCGACAGCGCGAGCGACGACGACACGAUGUUCGUGGACGUGCGCGAGCGCGACGAGUGGGACGCCGCGCGAUUGCCGCGAUUCGAGCUCAAGCCGCUGAGCGCGGCGGGGGAGUGGUUGGAGACGCUGCCGAGGGAUAAAAAGUUGGUCGUCAUGUGCAAGGGAGGCGUGCGAAGCGAAAAGGCGUGCGCGGCGCUGGCGCAGUGCGGAUACGACGAUUUGGUGAACGUCGAGGGGGGGAUCAUGACGUACGCG
Molecule: messenger RNA, 294 nt
Organism: Ostreococcus lucimarinus CCE9901
Lineage: Eukaryota; Viridiplantae; Chlorophyta; Mamiellophyceae; Mamiellales; Bathycoccaceae
Exons: 1
Source: RefSeq, a predicted model, not a curated record